AUGAUCGAAGGAUAUAAAAAAGAGGCUCACGGCAAUAAUGCCGAUGACGAGCAACUCUGCCCAUUAUGUAUGGAACCUAUGGAUGAAACUGAUAGGAAUUUCUACCCUUGUACAUGUGACUAUCAAGUAUGUCUAUGGUGUCUUCACCACCUCAGAACCGCAAUGGGUAACAAGUGCCCAGCUUGCAGAAGAGAUUAUGAAGAGGAAAACAUGACAUACAACCCAGUACAUCGUUCUCAAUCAAGCACGAGAACACAAAAUACAAAGAAAAAACGAGAACAGGGCGAAAAAGAGGCAACCACAAGAGAAGAAAAUGGGUCACCAAAAACAAGGAAUAAUGAUAACCUUAAGGAUAUGAGGGUCAUACAGAGAAACCUAGUCUACGUUGUAGGGAUACCGGCGAAGCUAGCAAAAAAGGAAAUACUAAAACAACACGAAUAUUUCGGACAAUAUGGCAAGAUACAACAUAUGGUUAUCAAUAAAGGCCAAACAUACAACGCACACGUUGGUGGUGCCUCGUACACGGCGUAUAUCACAUAUUCCAAAAAAACAGAGGCAGCGUAUGCAAUACAGGGCAUAGAUGGCUCAUAUGUAAAUGGCAAACUGCUAAGGGCAUCGUAUGGCACAACCAAAUACUGCACUUUCUUCCUCAAGGGACUCAAGUGUACAAAUGUAGACUGCUUCUACCUUCAUAGAUACGGCGACGAAAGUGAACGCAUCUCCAAGGAGGAACUUAGCAAUCAUAUGCAUAAGGCUGUCAAAACUGGAAUUGGAAUAGGUACACAUACCAUGGAUAACGCGACAACAUCAAAAGUACACAGUGAAUGGGGGACUAGAAACACAGAUCAUGAAGAUCUAAUGGAAGCAGUACGCCAAUCAUAUGACAAUUCUCUCGAUGAAGAAAAUCCUGACACAUUCAGCGAGUUCGCUAUCAAUUCCGGGCUUAGUGAACGAGAUGUUGCAUCAUGGGCCAAUGUCACAGCAGGAAUGGAAACACGAAAUGGUUCCACAAUCUCACCCUUCCAAUAUAUAUAUUCACAUUCUGGAGAUUUGAAUUUGGAAGAUGUAUUUGGGGAGGACGAUUUCACUGACGAUUAUGACUUCGCUUUUGAUGGAUACAAGACAGAAAAUUCCAAUGACGAUCUACCAAUGACUAGCGCAUUCAUGAACAGCUGUAUGCCACAAUAUGAUGUGGAAAACAGGAUUGAAAUGAAACCAGCAAACCAAAACGAAAUCAUGAAAAACCUAUUCAACGUUCCUUUGUGGGAUGAAUUACAACGAUAUAACAGAUGUGAUCGCAUACUCUACGGCAGGGAUACUUCUCUCAUGAAUGAAAGUGACACCGGAUAUAUCAGGUCUCAUGACACAUUAGGUGAUGACCUGGGUAACGAAGGCGUUAGCAGCAUGCAAGGCAUACUAUGGAUGCAAGCGUCAAAACCACCCAUGACUCAAGCUACCGAUAUCAUGGACAAGCGCAGACAGGGGGACUUAUACAGAAAUUGUAACCAACUGUUAAGUUCCUUAGAUGCAGAGGCCGCCAUGGAAGCAGCUACAGACAUGCUAGGCCUUGAUGACGUUUUCACUGAGGAAGUUGAGGUUGAUGACAUACUCUGUGAUUUGCAAAGACAGCAGCUGCUGCUAGAAAACCUCAAUAAACAGUAUUCACCAGAUGAGCAAAAAGCGACUGGGUCGGAUCAAGUGCCAUCCUUAGAUGACAAGGUGCGGCAAGAGAGGAUAGAUGUGGUUAAGGACAACGCUGUUAGUGUCUCCUUUGCUAAAGAUCGGACAGCGAGUGUCACCGCUACACCUUACACUGAAAGAAGCACGAUAUCCACUGUGGACUUCCAAGUUGAUAGUAUACUCGCCGCUUCACCGGUACAGGAUUCAGAGCUUCUAGCGGAGAUCAAGCUUUUUGAACAAAUGAGAGCGCAUGUCCAAAAGCUACUGGAUAUACAGCGUAACCGUGACAUGAACUUCGUGAGAUAUCUCAGUCAACUGUAUGCGAGCUAG
Babesia sp. Xinjiang is the source of this 2010-nucleotide messenger RNA. Its product is annotated as CCR4-NOT transcription complex subunit 4. Gene Ontology annotation, biological process: protein ubiquitination. Gene Ontology annotation, cellular component: CCR4-NOT complex. The coding region runs from base 1 to 2010 and encodes 669 amino acids. The transcript has a single exon. NCBI's taxonomy places the organism in Eukaryota, Apicomplexa, Aconoidasida, Piroplasmida, Babesiidae. Gene Ontology annotation, molecular function: RNA binding; ubiquitin-protein transferase activity. The record is from RefSeq and is a predicted model, not a curated record.